AUGAUGCUUCCAUGCAAGCCAUUCUGCAAAACAUGCCAGCAGGCUUUAUGCUUACUUGCCAUUGUCUUGCUUUCAUCCUUCCAAGUCUUGGCUUCCACCCCAUCUGCAACUUCUUUUACUUCUGGUAGGAAUGAACCAGAAGCCCUUCUCAAAUGGAAAGCCAGCCUCUCCAAACACAACCAAUCUCUCCUACAUUCAUGGGUCGUCGCCAAUGAGACUUGCCAUUGGGAAGGAGUCACUUCCAGCAAAUCCAGAAGCAUCGUCCACUUGGAUCUCUCAAGUCACAGUUUGAGAGGUACACUUCACAGUCUCAACUUCUCAUCCUUACCUAAUCUCCUUACUCUUGAUCUAGGAAAUAAUUUGCUUUCCGGAACCAUCCCUUUUAACAUCUGCAGCCUCUCCAAACUCACCAUCCUCAUCUUGUCCAACAAUAAACUCUCUGGAAAUAUUCCUUCUGAUAUAGGUUUGCUGAAUAGUCUUAGUGUAUGUGACCUUGGUGCAAAUUUUCUAAGUGGCGUUAUUCCUCCAGAAAUAGGAAACCUCAAGAGUCUCUCUUGGUUUGCUUUGUAUGAAAAGAACCUCAAACGCAUUAUCUCUACAACUAUGGGGAGCUUGAGGAACUUGACAAAUCUUUACCUUCAUGAAAAUAAACUUUCAGGUUCCAUACCUACAGAAAUUGGGAAUCUUAGAUUACUCAAUGAGCUUGACAUGUCAAGUAACAGUCUAAAUGGGACAAUUCCUGCUUCUAUUGGGAACUUGACUAAUCUAUCCAUUAUUUACCUUUAUGAGAAUGAACUCUUUGGCUCCAUACCUCAAGAAAUAGGGAAACUAAGAAAUCUUUCUGAUCUUGGUUUGAGUAGAAACAUUCUCACAUGUUUUAUCCCUGUUUCCAUUGGAAACUUGAGUAAUUUAUUCAAUCUUUAUCUUUAUGAAAACAAUUUCACAAGUUUCAUACCAGAAGAAAUUGGAUCUCUAGAUUCACUCAAUGAGUUUGAUUUGUCAUUCAACAAUCUUACCGAAAAUAAACUCUCUGGGACAGUCCCAACUUCCAUUGGAAACACCACAAAGCUCACGGAAUUGGGGAUAUUCGAAAAUAACUUCACUGGUCAUUUACUAGAACACCUAUGCCACAAUGGAUCACUUAAGAAACUUGUCGUCCAUGAUAAUCAUUUUGAAGGUCCAAUCCUGAAAAGCUUGAAAAGCUGCACCAGUUUAGUGCGAGUCAGGUUAGAGAGAAACCAUGUUGUAGGAACUCUCUCAGAAAGUUUCGGCAUACAUCCUCACUCAACCUACAUAAAUUUGAGUGACAAUAAUCUGCAUGGCAAGGUUUUGCCGAAAUGGGGACGUUGUGGCAAUCUCACAAGCUUGCAAAUGGUGAGAAACAAUAUUUCUGGUCAAAUUCCAUUGGAGCUUAGAAAGGCAAUUAACCUUUGUUUACUUGAUCUUUCCUCAAACCGUCUUGUUGGGGAGAUUCCAAAGGAAUUGGGAAAGUUGACAUCAUUAUUCAAACUUGAGCUAAGUGGCAAUCAACUUUCAAGCUACAUACCUACAGAGAUUGGCAUUCUGUCAAACAUAGCAUUUCUCAGUCUUGGAGCCAACAGUCUAAUUGGAUCUAUUCCAAGAGAACUAGGAGAUUGCAAGAAGCUACUAUUAUUGAAUUUGAGCUUUAAUGGAUUCCUGGAAGGAGUUCUGCCUGAGAUUGGCAAAUUAGUCUACCUCAAAAGGUCUUGA
Molecule: messenger RNA, 1731 nt
Organism: Tripterygium wilfordii
Lineage: Eukaryota; Viridiplantae; Streptophyta; Magnoliopsida; Celastrales; Celastraceae
Product: MDIS1-interacting receptor like kinase 2-like
Exons: 2
Coding region: 1-1731 (576 amino acids)
Molecular function (GO): protein binding
Source: RefSeq, a predicted model, not a curated record